UUCGAACUCUAAUAUAGAAUCGUUUUCAUUAAUAAAUAAUGUUAUAUCCCCAUAGGGGCACGUACACACGAUAAUUGUAUGGAGAAAUUACGUAAGGCAUAAAUAUGCUUACGAUCCUCUUAUUUUCCACUCACUUUUUCUUACUUACCUCUUCUAAUUAACAACAAAUUAUCUCUACUCUUUCCCAGAAAUAGCUUACUUUUACUCCCCAACAACUCCCAUCCUAACUUGACUAUAUAUAUAACGCCAUUGUUAUUAUCCGGUGACACCUUUAAGCAAAUAAAUUAAUCCGUCCGCUAGAACAAAUAUAUAUACCCAUCAUUUUUUUCUUACAUGAUUUUAAUAUUUAAUUAAUUAAUUUUCUCUUUUUUAUCUUAUUUUACAAUUUAAUUUAAGGUAUUUGAGCAGGAAAUUAAUAAAAAUGGAGGGAAAUAGGCAGAAUAGUAGAGGUUGGGGGAGAAAUUUGAGUAGGAAAAUGAGUUCAAGUUGGGGGGUUGAAGAUGUAUUUGGGAGUCAAACAAGAGGAAGUACAAGAGCACAUGAAGAAGAUGAAGAAGCUUUAAAAUGGGCUGCCUUAGAAAAACUACCCACUUAUAAUAGGUUAAGGACUAGUGUCCUUAAAUCUUAUGGUGCUGAUACUCAAAAUCAACUUAAGGAAGUUGAUGUUAGGAAACUUGAUGUCAAUGAUAGAAUUCAGUUCAUUGAUAGAUUGUUCAGAGUUGCUGAGGAAGAUAAUGAAAAGUUCCUUAAAAAGCUCAAAGAUAGAAUUGAUAAGGUAGGGAUAGUAUUGCCAACGGUUGAAGUAAGAUUCGAACAUUUGACAAUUGAAGCAGAUUGUUAUGUGGGUACAAGAGCUCUUCCCACCCUACCAAAUGCAGCUAGAAAUUUCGCAGAAGCAAUCAUUGGUAUGAUUGGUAUUAAAUUAGCUGAGAGGAAAAAACUCACCAUCCUCAAAGAUAUAUCAGGCAUAGUCAAACCAUCAAGGAUGUGCUUAUUGUUAGGGCCACCGUCCUCAGGAAAGACCACUCUCUUGCUAGCUCUUGCUGGAAAGCUGGACCCAUCUCUAAAGGUGCAAGGAGAGGUGACCUACAAUGGACAUAGAUUAGAUGAAUUUGUACCACAAAAGACAUCAGCUUACAUUAGUCAAAAUGAUGUCCACAUUGGAUCUAUGACUGUCAAAGAAACCUUGGAUUUUUCAGCUCGUUGCCAAGGAGUUGGUUCUCGAUAUGAACUCCUAUCUGAACUUGCAAGGAGAGAAAAACAACAUGGGUUAAAACCCGAUCCUGAAGUCGACCUUUUUAUGAAGGCAACUGCAAUGGAAGGUGUAGAAAGCAAUCUUAUUGUGGACUAUACACUUAGAAUAUUAGGGCUGGAUAUAUGUCGUGACACACUUGUUGGUGAUGAAAUGCAACGUGGUAUUUCUGGUGGACAGAAGAAACGUGUUACUACAGGUGAAAUGAUAGUGGGGCCAACAAAGACAUUAUUCAUGGACGAAAUAUCAACUGGGCUGGAUAGUUCCACAACAUUCCAAAUAGUAAAGUGUUUGCAACAAAUAGCCCAUUUAUCAGAUGCAACAAUCUUAAUGUCUUUACUUCAGCCUGCUCCUGAGACCUUUGAACUCUUUGAUGAUAUCAUGUUAUUAUCAGAAGGCCAGAUUGUUUAUCAAGGCCCAAGAGAACAUGUUGUUGAAUUCUUUGAAUCUUGUGGUUUCCGUUGCCCUGAAAGAAAGGGUACUGCUGAUUUCCUUCAAGAGGUAACUUCAAAGAAGGAUCAAGAACAAUAUUGGGCCGAUAAAACCAAGCCCUAUAAGUACAUACCCGUAUCCGAGUUCGUGACCCGAUUCAAACGCUUCCAUGUUGGGCUAAGACAAGACAACGAGCUUUCAGUCCCAUACGACAAGGCCCAAUCCCACAAGGCAGCAUUAGUGUACGACAGAUACUCAGUCCCAUACAAAGAACUCCUAAAAGCAUCCUUUGAUAAGGAAUGGAUGCUUAUUAAGAGGAACCCAUUUGUGUACAUCUUUAAGGCUAUACAAAUCAUGAUCGUGGCGGCGAUUACAUCAACGGUGUUUAUUAGAUCAAGGAUGCAUACUAGGAAUGAAGCUGAUGGAGCUUUGUACAUGGGAGCAUUGAUAUUUACACUGAUUAUAAACAUGUUUAAUGGGUUUGCUGAAAUGGCUGUGAUCAUGCAGAGACUUCCUGUGUUUUAUAAACAUAGGGAUCUUCUUUUUCAUCCUGCUUGGACUUUUACGUUACCAAGUUUUUGUCUUGGGAUUCCUAUUUCUAUUUUUGAAUCUAUUGUUUGGACUUCUGUUACCUACUAUUCCAUUGGAUUUGCUCCUGAAGCUAGCAGGUAUUUCAAGCAACUGCUAUUGGUGUUCCUUAUCCAACAAAUGGCUGCUGGAUUGUUUCGUGUUACAGCUGGUUUGUGUAGGACUAUGAUCAUUGCAAAUACAGGAGGAGCUCUUUCUGUUCUCCUUAUGUUCAUGCUUGGUGGUUUCAUCCUUCCUAAAAGUCAAAUUCCCAAUUGGUUGCAAUGGGGAUAUUGGGUGUCACCUUUGUCCUAUGCAUUUAACGCACUUGCUGUCAAUGAGAUGUUUGCUCCUCGUUGGAUGAACAAAUUGGCAUCAGAUGGUGUAACUCCUUUAGGUGUACAAGUAUUGAAGAGCUUCAAUGUGUUCCCAUAUAGUUAUUGGUAUUGGAUAGGAGCUGGAGGCCUUGUUGGGUUUAUAGUUCUUUCCAAUCUGAUUUUCACUGUUGCACUUACUUACCUAAAUCCACUUGGAAAGCCACAAGCAAUCAUUUCCAAAGAUGAUGAAAAUGAUAUGGAAGAUGACCACCCAGAGAAAAGAUCCAAGAAAUUAUCCUCUGCUGAUGGAAAUAAUACGAGGGAGUUGGCACUUCAAAGAAUCAUGAGUCGAUCUAAUCCCAAUGGAUUCAGUAGAAACGAUUCAUCUGUCGAAGCUGCAAAUGGUGUCGCUCCUAAGAGAGGAAUGGUUCUCCCAUUUACGCCACUUGCUAUGUCCUUCGAUGAUGUGAGCUACUUCGUUGAUAUGCCUCCGGAAAUGAAGGAACAAGGUGUAUCAGAAGAUAGGCUUCAACUUCUUCGAGAAGUGACCGGUGCAUUUAGGCCAGGAGUUUUGACAGCUCUAAUGGGUGUUAGUGGAGCUGGAAAGACCACUUUGAUGGAUGUUUUAGCUGGAAGAAAGACUGGGGGAUACAUUGAAGGCGAUAUAAGAAUCUCCGGUUUUCCCAAGAUUCAAGAAACAUUUGCUCGAGUUUCGGGUUAUUGUGAACAAACUGAUAUCCAUUCUCCUCAAGUCACAGUUAAAGAAUCUUUGAUUUACUCGGCUUUCCUCAGGCUCCCAAAAGAAGUCUCCAAUGAAGAAAAACUCAUUUUUGUCGAGGAGGUAAUGGAGUUGGUAGAGCUGGACGGCCUUAAAGAUGCGAUUGUAGGGUUACCGGGAGUAACAGGAUUAUCAACCGAACAAAGAAAGCGGCUGACAAUAGCUGUUGAACUUGUAGCAAACCCUUCAAUCAUAUUUAUGGAUGAGCCAACUUCUGGUCUUGAUGCUAGGGCCGCUGCCAUUGUGAUGAGGACAGUACGAAACACAGUCGAUACAGGAAGAACUGUUGUUUGUACGAUUCAUCAACCUAGUAUUGAUAUAUUCGAAGCUUUUGAUGAGCUACUUUUGAUGAAAAGAGGAGGACAAGUUAUCUACUCGGGGCCAUUAGGUCGAAACUCACACAAAGUUGUCGAGUAUUUUGAGUCGAUUCCUGGAGUUCCUAAGAUUACCGAUCAGUACAACCCCGCGACAUGGAUGCUAGAAGUGAGCUCCAUUGCUGCUGAAGUAAGGCUAGAAAUGGACUUCGCAGAGCAUUAUAAGUCAUCAUCGCUUUACCAAAGAAACAAGGCUCUCGUAAAGGAACUAAGCGUACCGCCACCAGGAGCAAAGGACUUGUAUUUCCCGACUCAAUAUGCACAAUCGACAUGGGGUCAAUUCAAGUCGUGUCUUUGGAAACAAUGGAUGACUUAUUGGAGAAGUCCGAGUUACAAUCUUGUCCGAUACUUCUUCACUUUGUCCGCUGCUCUAAUCGUUGGAGCUAUCUUUUGGAAAGUUGGAACUAACUUGGAUAAUGCGAAUAGUCUAAACAUAGUUAUCGGAGCCAUGUAUGCUGCUGUACUCUUUGUCGGAAUCUGCAACUGUGGAACAGUUCAGCCAGUCGUUGCUGUCGAAAGAACCGUGUUUUACAGAGAGCGAGCUGCAGGAAUGUAUUCUGCGUUGCCAUAUGCUAUCUCACAGGUGGUUGUUGAAGUUCCUUACAUAUUCAUUCAAGCAGCAUAUUAUUCGAUCAUAGUUUAUGCUAUGAUGAGUUUCCAAUGGACUGCUGGAAAAUUCUUUUGGUUCUUCUUCAUAACAUUAUUCUCCUUCCUAUACUUUACAUACUACGGAAUGAUGACGGUCUCGAUCACACCGAAUCACCAAGUUGCUUCCGUCUUUGCGGCUGCUUUCUACGCUCUCUUCAACCUCUUUUCGGGUUUUUUCAUUCCUAGACCGAAAAUACCGAAAUGGUGGGUAUGGUACUACUGGAUCUGCCCUGUAGCGUGGACAGUUUACGGGUUGAUUGUGUCGCAAUACGGUGAUCUAACGCAAACGCUUAAAGGUACGGGAUUUCCACAAGAUCCAAUGAUAAAGGAUUAUAUUCAAGUUCAUUUUGGGUAUGAUCCAGAUUUUAUGGGUCCAGUUGCUGUGGUUUUGGUGGGUUUCACAGUGUUCUUUGCCUUCUUGUAUGCCUACUGCAUUAGGACACUUAACUUCCAAAUGAGGUAGAGGGUGUUAGACAAUAAAUGUAUAAAAUAACACUAUUACUUGUUAGCCUAAUUGAAGUAUAAUAUAUUUUCAAGAGAGAAAGUUGUAAAUAUGCAGAGAAUCUUGUAGUAUUAUAUAGCCUAUAGUUUGAAGAAAAUGGUGUAGGGAAAUAUAGAAAUUAUAUGUAUGGAUUUCCCUAUUUUAUGAUUUAGUAGUGUUGCAUUAUGUAUUGUGAAAUUGUAAAUGAUUAUUUGAUA
This is a messenger RNA of Amaranthus tricolor (Joseph's coat), 5067 nucleotides long. RefSeq names its product ABC transporter G family member 35-like. The coding region runs from base 422 to 4831 and encodes 1469 amino acids. Gene Ontology annotation, molecular function: ATP binding; ABC-type transporter activity; ATP hydrolysis activity. Lineage: Eukaryota; Viridiplantae; Streptophyta; Magnoliopsida; Caryophyllales; Amaranthaceae. The transcript is spliced from 22 exons. The record is from RefSeq and is a predicted model, not a curated record. Gene Ontology annotation, cellular component: membrane.